Acipenser ruthenus (sterlet) is the source of this 2158-nucleotide messenger RNA. Its product is annotated as LIM zinc-binding domain-containing Nebulette. NCBI's taxonomy places the organism in Eukaryota, Metazoa, Chordata, Actinopteri, Acipenseriformes, Acipenseridae. The transcript is spliced from 11 exons. The coding region runs from base 491 to 1312 and encodes 273 amino acids. Gene Ontology annotation, cellular component: Z disc; focal adhesion. The record is from RefSeq and is a predicted model, not a curated record. Gene Ontology annotation, molecular function: actin filament binding. Gene Ontology annotation, biological process: cardiac muscle thin filament assembly.
AAAGAAUACAGAAAAGAAUAUGAAGAAGGAAUCAAAGGAAAGGCAGCUGUGGAUUUAGAGAUGACUCCAGGCUAUUCACACGCCAGGCACGCUACCAGCCUUUUUAAUGAGAAAGAAUACAGGAAGGACCUUGAAGAAGGUAUUAAAGGAAAAGGCCUAACGCUGUUGGAAGACACUCCAGACAAUCAGAGUGAAGAAUGCAGCUUGGAUAUUAAACGAGAAGGAAUACAGGAAGGACCUUGAAAGUGAAAUAAAGGGAAAAGGAAUGGAACUCAUAGCUGACAUUCCUGAUAUCCAAAGAGCCAGGAAGGCAUCACACAUGGCUGGCGAGAAGGAAUACAGGGAGGAUCUUGACAGUGAAAUAAAAGGCAAAGGAAUACAGCUCAGCACAGGUAUUCUUGAAAUGGAGAGAGCAGCAAGAGCCACCGAGAUCACCAGCCAGGUCAGAGGAAACAGACUCAGUUGUUUCCUAGUUUGAAAAAGUACAGAGAUGACUGUAGAUAUGCAAAGAGUAAGGAACUCCCAGAAAAACAUCAGCUCGUUACAGUACACAGCGGAUUCACAAUUACUUAAAGGCACAGUGUCUUCUGUACCAGACACUCCAGAGAUUAUCCUUGCCAAAGAAAACUCUAAAAGGAUUAGCAAUGUGAAGUAUAAAGAUCAGGCUGGAACCGCAACCACUGUGAGCCUGACUCCUGAGAUGGAGAGAGUUAAGAGGAAUCAAGCAAAUCUCAGCUCGGUUAAGUACAACAGUGACCUGAAGGAGCUGAAAGGCAAGCCUUGUGUGAUUGUUGACACCCCAGAGAUGCGGCGUGUCCGAGAAACCCAGAACAACAUCUCUAUGGUCAGAUACCAUGAAGAUUUCGAGAAGACAAGGGGCAAAGGCUUUACCCCAGUGAUGGAUGAUCCCAAUUUCGAGAGAGUAAGGAGGAAUACCCAGGUCUCCAGCGAAGCAGCUUAUAAAGGGGUUCACCCACAUGUUGUAGAAAUGGACAGAAGACCUGGUAUCAUUGUUGCCCCUGUGCUUCCUGGAGCCUAUCAUCAAGGAGGUCAAUCUCCAGGAUUUGGAUACAUGCAUCAGACCAGUAUUGCCUCCAUGAAAUCAAUGCAGUCACCACCACAUUCUGCAACCAUUAGAACAUACCGUGCAAUCUAUGACUACGCAGCACAGGACCACGAUGAAGUUUCCUUCAGGGAUGGAGACAUUAUUAUGAAUGUGCAAUCCAUUGAUCAAGGCUGGAUGUAUGGUACUGUGCAGAGAACUGGUAAAUCUGGGAUGCUUCCUGCAAACUACAUUGAGACUUUGAAUUAAAGUGUUUCCCUCUGCUAAGCCUUUUUUAAUUACAUACAAAUAACCUAAUAAAGGGGAGACAAGUCUAAUUCUAGUCCAAGUCUAAAUAUAUAUAUAUAUAUAUAUAUAUAUAUAUAUAUUGACAGUAUUGUAUAUUAAGCUGUUCUCUAUGGUAUCUCUAAUGCACUGCUGUAUGUGAUUUCUCAUAUUAGGGCACAAAAGGUUUGUAGCUGAAUAAGGCAGUCUGUAAAUGGCAUUCAAAAUAAAUACAGUACUAUUUUUUUCUGUUGCUAAUGCAAAGUCAUGCUGUGGGCUAUUUUGUAAAUCUGGCUUUACGCUUGUGAUAUUUAAGCAAUAGGAUUGUGUUUUUGUAAAACAUGUAUUAUCUACUACACAAUUGUACCAAUGGACAAACACAUGUAACCAUCUCAUCGUUGAAAACCUUCACAUCGCUGUAUGCUUAGCUUGUUGACAGCAUCUGUGGAGGUUGUAUUUGUCCAUAUUUUAUUGUUGGAGUUAAUGCUAUUUUAAUGUAUUUUAUUUAAAAACCUUUUGUGCAUUUCACUAUUUUACUUUACAUAUAGUCCAGCGUGAUGAUGGAACUUCACAUAGCAACAUUGAUUGUUCUAAUGUUUAGUAAUAUGUCAUGCAAAAAUGUGUUGAUAUUUACUGUGUGUCAAGUGCAAAAAUGACUGGCACUGCACAUGCAGGAUUGUAGUUAAUUAAAUAGUAUAGAAUAUUAUUUUUGCAGAAGUGUAUUUGCAUAAUUCUAAAGGAAAGGGUGCCUAUUUUAUCAAAAUGGAAUAAAUUUAAGAAUGUUAGGCUUUUGAUAUGCAAAGGGUUUACUAAUAUAAACAUAUACCAAUA